CGCCCAUCCGCCCGCUCUGCUCUGCUCUGCUCCGCACAAUUAGGGUUUCUCAUACUCUUCGUGUCACGGUGUCGUGUCCGAUCGAGCUCUCCUCGCCAUAGCCAUCGCUUGGAUCCCACCGACGAGUCGCUGGUUUGCAAUCUCCUGCGAAAUUUUCCUGUUUUCCCUGUCAUGACCCUGCUGAAUGAUAUGUUCGUGUAGAGGCGCGUGAAAUCAGGCGAUGAUUUUGAGGUCUUUCGGCAAUUGGGAGAUGCAAUGAUAUGAUUUUGGCGUGGUUCGUCGGGUUCCGUGGCUGGAGGUCCGUCUCGAGCGUGAGGAACAGGACGACAAGACGGGCGCUGCGGCGAGUUGCUGCGGUUCUGCGACCAUGGGAGCGUGGGCGGAGUCUGUGCAGGUUUGUGUCUUUGAUAUGCGACGAGGGCAACAAGAAGGCCACGAGCUUGACAAAAUUCUCUUCUUUUACCCGGUGGACUGUCCCCUCUCUUCGCAACUCUCUGUCGUGGGGCUCAGUGAAGGUCUGAUCACUUUCACAAGGAUAUUCUCGCCUGAUAAACCUUGCCAGUUGAUGCAAGCAGAGGGGCACUGUCAUGUAUUCUUUAAUUGUGAACCCGACAUAUGGAUGGUUAUGGUCAUCGAGAAGAGCAAAGAAGGGGAAGAGGAGGUCAGAUUCACAGCUUUAGAAGAGAUGUUGAAGGAAGCUCAUGACCUAUUUGUCAUGUUUUUUGGCUCCAUCCGGGAUUUGUUACAGAAUCAUCCCCUCGGAGAUUUAGCUCGCAGCAGUUUGCAUGCGUUCUUCCCUGAUUACCUUGCAGAAUUUGUGGUAGGAUCGAAGUUACGACUCCCAUCAAUAUCAGAAGGUCUGACUGAGCGGGGCAUGGUGGAGCCAGUUAAUCUUGACCGCGACACCCUUCUUCAGGCACAGUCUUUGGUAGGGCUCUUGGAGUCGUGGUUUGGAGGUGGAACCGUACGUCACACUCUGGUGCUAUUUCACAAUUAUCUCGUUUUGAGCACGUUAUCUGCGGAGGAUACCGCAAGACUGUAUAGCUAUGCAUCACUCCGAUUGACACCUGCUGCAAUCUCACUAUCAAAACGCAAAAGUCAAGCUCCCAGCUUAUCUGCGAUAUCUGCUACUGGUCAAUAUACGUUUCGGAAUUUGCUCAAUAAUGGAACAUCAGCUUCUUCUCAGACACCUGCAAGUGAAGAAGAGGUUUCUUCUCUUUUGCAGCGAGAUUCAAAGAAGGUUUCACGGCCUAUGAAACCUGAUGGCUGGUGGAAAGAAGGUGACAAUUUUCUGGAUACCGAUUCUUGGGGUUCUGAAAAUAAAGGUGCUAUUCGCAGUGAGGCGUCUCAUCCUACCAUUUGGCUAAAACGCACCAAGGAGGAAAUGCGAUUGUGUGUUUAUCAACUUCGGACAGUUACGCUAAUCAUGUUGGUUCCAACCUGCUCUUCUGUCAAUGGCUUGGACGGAUUUGCGCUAUUAAGAGGACAGCUGCUUGAGAAGGGGGCUCAGGAGGUACAGAAACUUGAAGAAAGGAUAUCAAAAGAGUGGAAAGGAAUAAAUGCAUCUCAUGUUCCAGGAUAUCGGUAUCUUUGCUGUGAUCGCAUCAACAAGACCGUCAAGGCAUCCCCUCCUAGCAAAGUGGCUACACUCUCCAAGGAGUCACUAGCAGCACUUAACGUCGUCCGGGCAGACGUUGACCUGGUAAAAGGAAGGCUGGAGGGUGAGAAAUCUGGGCACGAUCCAGACCUUGAAAUUUGUGUUCGAACAAAGCAGAAUGCUUGGUUGGUUGUACGAGCUAGAGGCGGCCAGGAAUUAUACACCGUGCAAGAGCGUGCUGGUGAUACUUUGUUGCUAGCUUCCGAUGCGGUUGAAAAACUCAAUAAGAGGCAUUUCAAUGGACACUUCUCUUCUGAUUAAGUCUAUCGUCAACACGUUGGAAGUGACAACUAUCAUUAUUAUGCAAACAUCUCAAGGAGGUCUAGUCAACUGUUUUUGUGAGGAAUUCUCAAGGUUUCUUCAUGGAUCCUAUGUCACCACAAAGAAAAAAUAGGGAAGAAGAGCUAUGCUGACGCGGACUUGAGUGAGCUCGUUUGCCAUCAAUUUUGUGCUUACAGAGGCUACGGUUGAGCUCGCUUCAAUCCUGAUUCUAAAAACAGUUAAUCGCAAAAGGGUUUUGUUGUAUUGGCAAGAGUCCGGAUAAACUAGGAUUAUGCGUCCCAAGCCUCUGGAAAUUUAACAUCUGAUCUUUUCCGGCCAAUGACAUCUUUGCAAAUGUAUAGGUAGUGAAUUGCAUAUUACAGAAAAUUGUAAGAGUAUGCUUUUAUUGCUGGUAUAUUUGCACUUUAGAACAGUUAUGUGCAAUUGUCCAUGGCCUUGGCCAAAGUCUCAGCAUUAUGCAAAUCUUGUUCUUUGCACAAAUCCAACGAAGACUAAAUCAAGCCUUCAACUUGGGCUUUCUAUUGA
This is a messenger RNA of Physcomitrium patens, 2464 nucleotides long. RefSeq names its product vacuolar fusion protein CCZ1 homolog B. Gene Ontology annotation, cellular component: intracellular membrane-bounded organelle; Mon1-Ccz1 complex. NCBI's taxonomy places the organism in Eukaryota, Viridiplantae, Streptophyta, Bryopsida, Funariales, Funariaceae. The record is from RefSeq and is a predicted model, not a curated record. Gene Ontology annotation, biological process: vesicle-mediated transport.